ACGAGCCCCUUACAAGCAAGUCCAGCAGUCGGCGACCACAUUCUCGAUCAUGGUAUACGCCACGAAAAGGGUCAACAACAUCUGACACGAAAUGGAUAACGUCCGGGUACUGAAUACCGCUAUCUCUUGACCCAACCGUCCGUCCUCAAACGUUAUAAAGAAACCCGUGCAAUAGUUCACCAAUCCUCCAAGUCACUCACCAAGAGAAUCGAUAACCACACAAUCACCACGCACAGGCAACAUCUCCAUCCAUCAAACUCCAACCCAUCCAUCCAUCCACAAAUGUCCUCAUCAACCCCUCAAGACCACGAACCCCUAAUCCACCCCCUCUUCGACCCUGCAACCUCAACAUUCACUUACCUCGUUGCCUGCCCCUCCACCCUCCACGCCGUGGUAAUCGACUCCGUCCUCGACUUCGACCCCGCCACCUCCCGUAUCUCCACCACCACCGCCGACUCCCUACUCUCUCUCAUCCGUUCCCACAACUACAAGAUUGUGAAAGUCCUCGAAACUCACGUGCACGCCGACCACCUCACUGCUUCUCGCUAUCUGCAAAUUCAACUGGCUAGUGAUGGUGCUGAGGAUGAGAAAAAUGGGAGUAUCAAAAAGCCCGAGAUUUGCAUAGGCAAAAGGAUUGUGCCAGUCCAAGAAAGGUUUGCGGAGAAGUACGGGAUUCCCAGGGAGGAAUGGGAGGGGGUGUUUGAUAGGGUGUUUGAGGAUGACGAGGAGUUUCCUGUGGGAGACUUGAAGGUCAAGGUGAAGCAUUUGCCGGGGCAUACGCCGGAUCAUGUUGGGUAUAUGGUUGGGUCGAAUAUCUUUUGCGGCGAUUCCCUCUUUGAUCCUGAAGUUGGGUCCGCGCGGUGUGACUUUCCUGGGGGCAAUGCACACGCACUAUACAACUCAGUCCAAACCCUCUUCUCCCUACCCGCCCAUUACAGGAUCUACACAGGCCAUGACUACCCUUCCGCCGACUCCCGCUCUCCUCAGCCCUACACCACCAUCGCCGACCAAAAGCGGCUGAACAAGCACCUGAAAGAGGGAACAACAAAAGACCAAUUCGUCCACUGGAGACAGGAGCGCGACUCGGGACUGGCGGAGCCGAAACUCUUGCACCAGGCGCUACAGGUUAACGUACGGGCGGGGAGGAUGCCAAGGGAUGGGAUGCUGAAGGUGCCUUUGAAGAUGCCGGGAGGGUGGAAGUUAUGAGACGCUGAAGCCCCGUCUUGGUUGACUACCUGCACGUUUGUAGGUGGUCGAGUCAGGACGAAAGAAACAUCUUUGCGCGUCUGGAGGAACGCUCUAAGUGCCGAAAGUCACAGGG
Neurospora hispaniola is the source of this 1321-nucleotide messenger RNA. Its product is annotated as beta-lactamase-like protein. Gene Ontology annotation, biological process: glutathione metabolic process; hydrogen sulfide metabolic process. Gene Ontology annotation, molecular function: sulfur dioxygenase activity. Lineage: Eukaryota; Fungi; Ascomycota; Sordariomycetes; Sordariales; Sordariaceae. The coding region runs from base 283 to 1206 and encodes 307 amino acids. The record is from RefSeq and is a predicted model, not a curated record. The transcript is spliced from 3 exons.